Cloeon dipterum is the source of this 2260-nucleotide messenger RNA. Its product is annotated as FAST kinase domain-containing protein 5, mitochondrial. Bases 134 to 2146 code for a protein of 670 amino acids. NCBI's taxonomy places the organism in Eukaryota, Metazoa, Arthropoda, Insecta, Ephemeroptera, Baetidae. The record is from RefSeq and is a predicted model, not a curated record. The transcript has 3 exons.
UAAACAAAACACCACGCGGCUGGAGCCAAAGCCGCACAACCAUCGUUUUUCUGCUUUUAAGUUGUGAUACAAGUGAACAUGUUGUUUUAGUUCAUAUUUUAUACAUACAAACUCAGCAAUAUAGCAUCCAAAGAUGAUUACCAGAGCCUUGCAGAGACUGAUUGUGAGCUCGCGGGUGGCCCUCACGUUGAGGGCACCAACGACAAGGGCCAUCCAGUUGCCGGUGCGGUUGAGGCUCAUGCACACUAGUCGUAUCGUUUUGGCAAAGAUGACUUACGACAACGAGAACAUCACCUCGCACAGCUUCCUGGUCAGGGAUCCCAAAUACCAGGCCACCAUUUCUCCUAUUUCAAAAGACUUUUACCUGCCCCAAAAACCACUGAUCAGCGACGAGUUCACUGAGAAGCUGGCCAACAACCAGUGGCAGGGCGACACAAUCGUCGACGAAUUCGUCAGAAUCUCCUACUUCGUCAGAGACCAAGGACUGGACAUCCCUAUUUCAGAACCUUGCUUUGAUACUUUGGUAGCAGAACUGAUAAAUGCGUCUCCAUCAUUCACCUUUGAGGAGCUGUGCAAGGUGCUGUUCUGCCUGAACAUGUGGCCGCCGACCAGCUCAGUCCAAUCUCCAAACUUCAAGGAGCUGUGGUUACAGCUAGACUCGGUGUGCAUGACCAAGUUUCGCGACUGGUCGGUGCCGCAGCUGCUACUCGUGAUGGACCACUGGUACCAGUUGUCCCUGCUGCGCAUCGGCAAGUUUGGUCGAGUUGCCUGCCGCAAGGCCCUGCGUAACUACAAGAGCCUGUCCUCGGCCGAGCUGGUGCAGAUGCUCUUCUAUGUCAACGUGAGGAGGGUGUUCCCUGACAUAGAGGUCGUUGGGCUGCAGGUGCACCUGGAAAAGCGCAUCUCGGCGCUCAGCAUGGAGGAGGUUGGCGUCUGCGCCAUGGCCUUCUUCAAGACCAAGACCAGGAUCGUCAGCUUCAACCUGAUGGAGAUGAUUCUCCGAAAGCUCAUCUCCAAUGCCGAUACUGCUGAGUCUCUCACUAUUGGCUGUAUUGCAAAGAUUAUCCGAAUGGGCUUGCAUAUUGGUCUGGUACCAUUGCUCCUCCAGGUGUUUGAGGCCUUGUACCCCAGAGUACAGAGGGGUGAUCUGAACAGUGUCGCCAAGCUGCACCUUGUGUUGGCCGGCACCAACGUGCAGGUCUUCCACCAAGGACUCUUGUCCAGCGUCACAGAGAGUCUGCUCAGAAACAUCAAAUCGAUCAGACUGAAAGAGUUGGAGAGGCUGGCUUUGACUCUGCAGAUGUUCAAGUGGCCCAAGGAGGUGCCGGGCGUCACGGACGACCUCUACAAGUUCAUCAUGAAUGAGCUGCACUCUCCGGAGCGAGAGCAGGAGUGCAACCAGUACCCGAGGAGCUUCACCUCUCUGCUGCACUACCUCAGCGUUGCCGGCCUCUACGACUACAAGCUGGCGGACAGGGCUCUCAGCCACGAGUUUCUCAAUGUCAUCUACACACCUUCCGUCAAGGACUCUGGCUUUGAGAUCCUGUCUCUGGACGUUGGGCUCGAGGUCGAGUGUCCUGACUACCAAGGUGCCAGACUGAAGCAGAAGUCCAGAUCGGUUUUGUCCAAGGAGAUCAGUAAGAGCCCAUACUACUACCGCGACUUUAACCAAACCAUGGACAAAGGUUCUUAUAAUGACAAGAAACUGAAGGAAGUCGCGCUCACCAUGUCAAAGAUCAUUGGCCCCAGCUGGGAAAGCAAAAUGUACAUUGGACACCUGCUGCCCAAUUUCUUCUGGCCUGAUAUCGCUUUGAAAUUCAGUGAGGACUGUGAGAGCUUUGAAGACUUCCCCAGUGAUUUUGAUUUUCAGUGGCCAGGUGUGAUCAAGAAACCGGACAGCCCGAACUGGGCAGUAGUGGUUUAUGCGUGCAGGUCUUUAGUUGUCAGGGGCGACGAAAACCAAGUGAUUGGUAGUCUAGCCAUGAAACUGAGAUGGCUGGAAAAAGUAGGAUAUAACUGUAUUCUCAUACCAAAUUUAGAAUGGCCUGAAAAUAGAGAUGAUCAAAUUGACAAAAUUGAGUCUUUGUUAAUUAGUUGCCGGAAAUCAAUUAUGAGCAAAAGGCAGCAAAACGUUCUGUUAAAUUAGUUUCACGUGUAUAAAUAACUUUUAGAAGAAUUCAUUUAUUUCAUUUAAUUAACAAUUCCCUCGAUUAUUUAUGCCUGGAUAUCAUUUUAUAAUAAAAAAUAUUGGUUAACUGAA